UAAAGGGAGAGACUGAAGAAAACUCAAAGCCCUAAAAGAUGGCGAGCGGCGUAGUGGAGAAGACGGAGGAAGAGCUUCGCAAAGAACUCUUUGAACUCAAUAGGCAACAACGCGAGAUUACUGAGCGGCUUAAGGAUCCAAGAGGUCUUCGCCGCGGUGGAUUCUCCGGCGGAGGUCCACGGAAUUUUGUUGCCAAUGGUGGUCGCCAACGCGGCGUUGUUAGACCUGCGGAGAGGAAUGAUUCAGAGGAUCAGCCAGCACCUAAAAGGCGUAUUUCUUCUGCUGUUGUGAAGAUUGAAGAGGGGGAGAUUGCUGAGGAUGUAUCCGGAGCACCAAGGGAUGCAAAUAAGGAAGAGUCAAUUGUGGAGGCAGGCCCAAAGGAGGCACCUGCCAACCACAAUGAAAGAAAGCCAUCCAAUUGGCUCCGGAGAGAUGGCUAUCAAAGGCCAUCCAAAAUGGAUUUUGAUAUACCUCCACCAGAGCCUGUGCCUAGAGUGUUGCCCAAAAACGAGGAUCCUAAAUUGGUUAGUAGGAAUAAGAGAAUGUUGGGGCAGCUGCUGGGGACCUUGGAGAAAUUCCGGAAAGAAGACAUGCAGCUUUCAGGGACUGAGGCUUACAUGCGGAGGUCAGAUUCUUUGAAAAGGGCUGAGCAAAGGGCGCGCGAAGAUAGUGAGAAAUUAAGACAACAAGAGCGGGAGCAGCUUGAUGAAAAGCUGAAAAGAGAUCUGACUCUUCGAGCACGUCUUGCUGCUAAAGCUGAGGAGAAGAGGCUGGAAUUGCUGUUUCUUCGGUGGAGUGAGCACCACAAAAAACUAGCCAAUUUUAUAAGGACCAAAGCCGAGCCACCGAUCUUUUAUUCUUUUGCCAAACCAUUGGAAGAAGAUCCAACCUUACUUGAGCAGAGAAAAGAUCAGAUAUUCGAGGAAUGGAAAGCUGCAAGGAGAGAGGAAUUGUCGCAAUACCAGAAAAAAAUUGCUGAACAAAAUGUUGCAAAAGCCGAGGAGGAAUGGAAAACUAUUUUAGAAAGGAGAGCCAACAAAAAUGUAGCAAACCUUCAAGAGACGAUGGACAAAGAGCUAGAGACUCAUAGGCUUGAGCAUGGACCCAAGACUCGAAAGAUUCCCGGUGUCAGCAACAACGAAGAUGAGGAUGUUGAGGAUAUCAAUGUUGCGGAGGAUGAUAUGAUGGAUGAUGUACUUGAAGUGGAUGAGAAUAACCAGAGGAGUGAUGAAAAUGUAAAAGUUGAAGCAGGCAAUGGUAGUCCACAGAUUGAUAACAAUGAUGAGCAGUAGAUAUGGAUCUUUCAUCUCCUUAAAGGUUUAGUCAGGAUAUGGCAAAAGCAUCUUUGUGGGUCGAAUGGGCUUUUGUAAGAAAUGGUGUUUUGUGUUUGGUUUUGUUUGGCUGGCUUUUGUGGCAGCUAUAUGUCAUGCUGAGCUCGGCUAUGAGGAUUACUCUUAUUUAUGUUAAACCUUCCAAUUUUGUUGUAUCAGCUGAAUGUCUUAUUCGUAGUAUUUAUCAGUAAGAAAAAGAAA
Messenger RNA from Solanum verrucosum, 1532 nucleotides. RefSeq lists its product as uncharacterized. Gene Ontology annotation, cellular component: catalytic step 2 spliceosome. The transcript is spliced from 10 exons. The coding region runs from base 39 to 1292 and encodes 417 amino acids. Lineage: Eukaryota; Viridiplantae; Streptophyta; Magnoliopsida; Solanales; Solanaceae. The record is from RefSeq and is a predicted model, not a curated record.